AUGAACCGUGAUUCUCCCAGGGCACGCGAUGACGUUGGCAAGCCUGUCCUCCUGCAGAUGGAGGAAGACUGGACUCCGAUGCAUGUAGGGAAGACCUUGAAGGAAUACAUGGAAGAGUUAUGGCUCUACACACACACCGAUGUUGAGGAUCUCCCUGAACCCCCGUGGGAUGCACUCGGUGAUAUCGCAUGCAAAUUAGUUGCUGCGGAUUGGCGAGGAUCUGUAGGCGACCCAGUGAAGAUGAAGCCUGCACAGGUCAUGGCACUAUACCUCUGA
This is a messenger RNA of Sparassis crispa, 276 nucleotides long. RefSeq lists its product as hypothetical. The transcript is spliced from 2 exons. The record is from RefSeq and is a predicted model, not a curated record. Lineage: Eukaryota; Fungi; Basidiomycota; Agaricomycetes; Polyporales; Sparassidaceae. The coding region runs from base 1 to 276 and encodes 91 amino acids.